GGCUGUGGUAACUAGUGACAACCGUUUCCUACAGAGAGCAUCAGCUGUUGAAUAGCAGUAACACAAGACAAAAGGCACCGUAGUGAAUGAAGGUAAAAAACACAAUUUAGCUAGCUACUUCUUGAUCAUAGGAUAUGUGUCUUACCUACUGCAAAUUCGGUUUGUAUUUUCAUUCCAUCUUCGCGAUUCUAACUAACUGGCCAAAUUAGCUAGGUAGCAAACUUGAACUUGUUCUGCUUGCUAGCUAGCUAGCUACUGUUCUUUAACUCUGAAAGUGAAGGUCAGAAUGGAUCAGCUCAGCUAGAAGAUAAUGGUAAAAGAACACGCACUGUUUGUAUCCUGACAAUACAUACUAUUAGAGGAAAUAGUUGUUGUCUUGGACAAUUUCCUUGUAAGAGACCGGUUAGUUAAAUAAAAUUCUAGCUAUACUUGCAUUAUAUUAUACACUGAUGUUGUCUGUGUAAUCUUAUCAUAUGCUGUCUAUCCAACAAUAUUUUUCAUAAUUUCCUUGUCAUUACAGUUGUCUAGUUUAUUUUAUUAGAAAAUGAGAAUGGGAUUAUUAUAGGCAAGCAGUCAUGGGAAAGCAUUAAUGUAAGCCUAACCAUAUAGUCAGUCCUCUGAUCCACCUUGCACGCGAAUGAGAGCCAUGUCUCCUGAGGAUCCCUACCAGGACUCUUUAGAUGAUGAUCUAGACGGCUUCUCCGAGCCUGGGAGAGGGAGCAGGAUACGCAGCAGUGUCUACACCAAAACCCCAGAGAUGGAGAGUAACUGGUGAGGCCCAUGAGACACAGUUUUAUUAAGGGAUAGUAAACAUUGAGGCCACACACACUUGCCCACAAAUAGCUUUCAGUGUGGAUCCAACUGAUUUCAAAUCCUCUCUCUCUCUCUUGUCGUUAUACUUAGCUAUGGAGACUAUGGAGCCACCGUGGACAAAAGUCCCCUGAUGAAAACAUUGAUGGAUGCAGAAUCAGCGGCCAACUCUGCAGCCGUACAGCUCAUGUCAUUCAAGGAGACCCUGGAGGAUGAUUUUGCUGUAUGUGAAGUCCUGUAUAAUUGAUAUGCUGACAGUGCACCUGUCAUUAUUUUGAGAUGUACAACAUGAUAUCAAAAUGUUCAAUUCAUUAACAAUGUUUAAUGUGUCAAAAGCAGAAUGUAAUUUAUCCUUCUAUUAUAAAGGACUCAAGACACUCUGCCUCUGAUAACCGGCGGAUGUCAAGGCAGAGAGGCCUUCUGCUGGAGAAGUUGGAGGUUUUUAAACGGAUUAACAAGUCUGUUCGACAGCAACUCAAAGACCUGCAGGAUGCAGAGGUUGGUCUUAUCAACCAGUUAUAAUCUGAUGGCUAAUGACUACUACUUUGAAUGACUGUCAGGUUGCAAUUUAUAAGGGGGUCAUGCUUAUGACAAGUUUUACAAUGCAUUAUAACGGCAACAUAAUGCAUUAUACUGACCUGUGGACUAAAGGAAACUGUUAUUGCAACUUUGUCUUUUUAACUGUUGCUUGAAAUAACAUGAUUUGACUACCUCUUUUUGUCUCCCUUUUAUUAGGCAUCUCGAAUGGAGACAGACAAACACAUCGAUCUCUUACUAAAGAAGCUUACACAGGCUGAGUGUGAUAAUCUGGUAAAUUGCUCCUCAUUUGGGUAAAAAAAAAGAGAACUUCAGACACUCCAGAGCUGUAUGGUCUGCCAAUAUGUUAAGCUCCUCUUGGCAGAUUAUACAUUUUACAUUUUAGUCAUUUAGCAGAUGCUCUUAUCCAGAGCGAUUUACAGGAGCAAUUAGGGUUAAGUGCUUUGCUCAAGGGCACAUUGACAGAUUUUUCACCUAGUCGGCUCUGGGAUUCUAACCAGCAAUCUUUCGGUUACUGGCCCAACACUCUUAACCGCUAGGCUACCUGCCCCCCAGAGGGUAGGGUAAUUCAGUGCAGUAGUUCAGAUGGCUCAAUGGGUUGAAACAUGGUGUUAGCUACAUUAAGGUUGGGGAUUUGAUUCAGUCCUGCAUGGGCCACAUGUACUGAACUUGUGUUCUAACUUUGUAAGACACUUGGGAUAGAAAAGCAUCUGCUCCUGUUCACUAUACACAUUUGUCAUUUUACAGUUGUACUGUGAGUAAGAUCAAAUGUUUUUGUUGUUCUUUUGUUUCCACCAGCAUUUGAAAAGACAUUUGAAUGAUAAAGAAAAAAGGGUGGAUGAACUGAUGGGUUUGAGGAAGAAAGAAAUGGUAAGCUUUGGCCUUUCAUUUCACAUGAAAUAUGGUCGCAUCUGAAAUUAUUGGCGCCCUUGAUAAAGAUUAGCAAAAAUUACUGUUUAAUAUAAAUGAUACAAAUACCAAGCUAUAUUGUAUGCUCCAAAAAAUGGGGAAAUUCUAGUAUUUUAUACAAAUACAAUUGCUCAGAGAAAUAUAUUUUGUUUAACAAGUUAAAACAAAUCAAAAAAAGAUAGGUGUCAAAAUUAUUGGCACCCCUAACAAUUCUUAUAUAAUAAAAAUAAUUAUAAUCAACUGCAUUAACAUUCAAAUUUUUAAGUCAAUCUCAGCUUAAUGAACUGUAUUGUGGCCUUUCAUGGUUUCCUGUUUCACACAAAUUUGGUAACACGCAUGUAAAAUCCAUUUGUCAUCCAUCACCAUGGGGAAAGGCAAAGAACUUACAAAUGAAAAGAGAAAAAUGAUUGUUGACUUUCAUAAAUCAGGCAAUGGGUACAAAAAAACGACUGAAAAAACAAAUAUAUCAGUAUUAAUGCAACAAUUAAGAAGUUUAAAACCACUGGAACUGUGGUAAACUUGCCUUCUAGAGGACCCAAGUGUAUCUUAUCCCCACGCACAGUGGGGAAGAUGGUUCGAGAGGCAAAAGAAGUCCAAGGGCCACAGUUGGAGAUUUGGGGUCACGAAGUCUCCAAAUCUACAAUUAGACACCACCUCCAUGCCAAUAGUCUGUUUAGAAGGGUUGCCAUACAAAUAGCCUUAAUUGAGAGCAACCAACAAAUGUAAACACCUGGAGUUUGCUAAACGUCAUUGGCACAUGGAUUGGAACCAUGUGCUAUGGUCAGAUGAGACUAAAAUAAAGCUCUUUGGCCUCGAACACCAGUGGUGGGUUUGGCCUCUAAAGAAGGAUGCAUAUUCAGAAAAUAACCUCAUACCUACUGUAAAAUAUGGUGGUGGAUCUUUGAUGUUAUAUGGCUGUUUUGCUUCCAAUGGUUCUGGGGCCCUUGUCAAUGGCAUCAUGAACUCUACCAAGUAGAAGGACAUUUUAGCCAAAAACCUGGUUCCCUCUGCCAGGAGGCUGAAACUUGGCCGCAAGUGUAUCUUACAGCAAGACAAUAUGACCCCAAGCACACAUGAAAAUCCACAAAGAAAUAGUUAAUUUACCACAAAAUCAACAUUUUGCAAUGGCCAUUUUCAUUUUCCUUACUUGAACCCCAUUGAAAACCUGUGAUUUGAAUUGAAGAAGGCAGUUCAUAAGCGCAGACUGAAGGAUAUCAAGGAACUGGAAAGAUUCUAUAUGAAGGAAUGGUUGGUCUAAGAUCCCUCCCAAUGUGUUCUACAAUCUCAUAAGACAUAGAAAAAGGCCAACUGCCCUUAUCCUCACAAGCAAUUGCAUUAAUGUAAAUAAGACAAAUGUUAUUUGAGCAUACAAUAUAUAUCUCAGUAUUUGUAUUUAUUUCAUAUGGUGUUUUUUGCUCAUCUUUAUCAAGGGUGCCAAUCAUUUUGGAUGUGACUGUACAUAAGAGAUGACCACAAUUUGUACAUGAUAAAACAUAUUGUAUUAAAGGUUUAAAGGUAUAAAUCAUACUGUAUGAAAGCAGUGUCCUCACACCAUCUCGUUCUGCUUUGAUGCGCCACAGGAGAACACAGAGAAUGCGGUCCAUGCCACCAAGUCUGUGGAGACCACGCGCGCUCACCUGCAGGGCCAGCUACACAGCAAGGAGGCCGACAACAACCGUCUCACCGUGCAGCUCCGGGUAACACACAAGUUCAGGCAUCAGUCUAUCAGUCAGUCAAUCAAUCACUAUAUUGUCAGAGUUGGAAAAUGUGUAUUUCUAAGCCCUAGCCAUUCUCUCUGUAGAAUAAGACGGAUAAAGUAAAGGACACAGUUUGCAGUCAGUAUUAUGCUUCCAGCCUGUGUGUGUGAUGUAUGGGACGGUUGGGAAGAAAGACAGCAAAAAGUAGACAUUUCUGUUUCACAAAGAAUAGUGGGCAAUAAUCUUCUACAACCCAUCCAAGAUGGACGUCGUCCAUGAGUGAAAUCCUAUUUGUUUUCACCAGGCUAGAGAUAAGUAUGUACAGUUGAAGUCAGAAGUUUACAUACACCUUAGCCAAAUACGUUUAAACUCAGUUUUUCACAAUUCCUGACAUUUAAUCCUAGUAAAAAUUCCCUGUCUUAGGUCAGUUAGGAUCACCACUUUAUUUUAAGAAUGUGAAAUGUCAGAAUAAUUGUAGAGAGAAUUAUUUAUUUAAGCUUUUAUUUCUUUCAUCACAUUCCCGGUGGGUCAGAAGUUUACAUACACUCAAUUAGUGUUUGGUAGCAUUGCCUUUAAAUUGUUUAACUUGGGUCAAAUGUUUCGGGUAGCCUUCCACAAGCUUCCCACAAUAAGCUGGGUGAAUUUUGGUCCAUUCCUCCUGACAGAGCUGGUGUAACUGUGUCAGAUUUGUAGGCGUCCUUGCUCGCACACGCUUUUUCAGUUCUGCCCACAGAUUGCUAUAGGAUUGAGGUCAGGGCUUUGUGAUGGCCACUCCAAUACCUUGACUUUGUUGUCCUUAAGCCAUUUUGCCACAACUUUGGAAGUAUGCUUGGGGUCAUUGUCCAUUUGGAAGACCCAUUUGCGACCAAGCUUUAACUUCCUGACUGAUGUCUUGAGAUGUUGCUUCAAUAUAUCCACAUAAUCUUCCUUCCUCAUGAUGCCAUCUAUUUUGUGAAGUGCACCACUCCCUCCUGCAGCAAAGCACCCCCACAGCAUGAUGCUGCCACCCCCAUGCUUCACGGUUGGGAUGGUGUUCUUCGGCUUGCAAGCGACCCCCUUUUUCCUCCAAACAUACUGAUGGUCAUUAUGGCCAAACAGUUCUAUUUUUGUUUCAUCAGACCAGAGGACAUUUCUCCAAAAAGUACGAUCUUUGUCCCCAUGUGCAGUUGCAAACCGUAGUCUGGCUUUUUUAUGGCCGUUUUGGAGCAGUGGCUUCUUCCUUGCUGAGCGGCCUUUCAGGUUAUGUCGAAAUAGGACUCGUUUUACUGUGGCUAUAGAUACUUUUGUACUUGUUUCCUCCAGCAUCUUCACAAAGUCCUUUGCUGUUGUUCUGGGAUUGAUUUGCACUUUUCACACUAAAGUACGUUCCUCUCUAGGAGACAGAACGUGUCUCCUUCCUGAGCGGUAUGACGGCUGCGUGGUCCCAUGGUGUUUAUACUUGCAUACUAUUGUUUGUACAGAUGAACGUGGUACCUUCAGGCGUUUGGAAAUUGCUCCCAAGGAUGAACCAGACUUGUGGAGGUCUACAAUUCUUUUUCUGAGGUCUUUCUUUUGAUUUUCCCAUGAUGUCAAGCAAAGUGGCACUGCAUUUGAAGGUAGGCCUUGAAUUACAUCCACAGGUACACCUUCAAUUGACUCAUGAUGUCAAUUAGCUUAUCAGAAGCUUCUAAAGCCAUGACAUCAUUUUCUGGAAUUUUCCAAGCUGUUUAAAGGCACAGUCAACAUAGUGUAUGUAAACUUCUGACCCACUGGAAUUGUGAUACAGUGAAUUAUAAGUGAAAUAAUCUGUCUGUAAACAAUUGUUGGAAAAUUACUUGUGUCAUGCCAAAACUAUAGUUUCUUAACAAGAAAUUUGUGGAGUGGUUGAAAAACAAGUUUUUAUGACUCCAACCUAUGUGUAUGUAAACUUCAGACUUCAACUGUAGAUAUGUUGAAAGUUUAAACAGUCAGUGUGUGUUCCCUCUCUUUCUUUCUCCCAGGGUUUGGAGAGGCAGCUGACUGAGCAGAAGCUGGAGAUAGAUGGUCUGAGGAGGGAGAUCUCUAGUGUCUCUGAGAAGGCAGAACAGGAGAAAGAGGCCCUGAAGAAGGCCACCCGUGCCCAAAAACAGAGGGCCGAGAGGUUCGAAGCUGCUGUGGAUAAAUGUUAUACUCAGCUGAGGGAGAAGGUAUGUGUGGGUAAUGUUGGGAAUCAGUUUCUCGGUCACCAUUUUCUCCUCAACUUAGAUUCUCUUCACCAGAGUUUUGUUCAGUAUGGAGAACAUGUUUUGAAACGGGGAGAUACUACAUGAACUUGUCCAAUAAUACCACAGCUUUUUUAAUUGUAUUUUUUUAAAUACUUUUUAUUUAUUGGUUUUAGAUCACAACAAGAUUCUGAAAAGGAAAUAAUUAACCUAAACAGGCCAAUAAUCAGCAUUUCAUAAAACAAUAUAAUGGUACACACACACAGACGCGUACCCCCUCAUGCGUACACACAUUUGCACUUCUACACUCGCAUACAUGCACCAAUUCACACACACGUGUCCACCCACACCCGUCUGUUUAAAACAUGUACAUUUUAUCUCCUGUUAGGGCCUAUAAAUAUUUCACAAUAUAAUGUCUGUUUUUUUAUACUUUUUCCCCAUCAUAUCUCAAAUAGUCAUUUGGUUUCUUAUUCUAUGAGUUAUCAUUUUCCAUACUAUAGAUUUAAUUAAUUGUUUCUUUCCAAUUGCUUAUUUGUGGUGCCAGCGGUUUAAGCCAGUAUCUAGGGAUUUGUUUAAGUGCUGUUAUUCUCAGAAUUCUGAAAAGGUACUUAUCAGAUUCAAGGACCAGUGCAUGAGGGGUUCUCCCUAGGAACAUGUGUUCUGGAUUUAGAGAAAGUGAGCAUUCAAGCGUAUCAUCCAAUACGUUGUAUACUUCGGUCCAGAAAUGACUGAGGACUGGGCAGGAAUAUAGUAUAUGGGUGUGGUUAGCCCUGCUCUCCCCACAGUUACGCCAGCAAUUUGGUGUGAUGUCACGGUUGUAUUGUUGUUGUAUUAUAGGAGUUACGAAACAUCUUGACUGAAUUUUCCAAGAGUAUCCCUCCAGAGUAGAGAGUUAGUUGUUCUUCUAGAUAUGUCCUCCCAGUCCUCUGGGGUUAUUACUAUUUGCACCUUGUCUUUUCAAUUGGUUACCACUAUAAUAUUCUCAUAUUUAGUUUCUUCUUCAAUCAUUCUGUAUAUGUGCCCCAGCACAUUCUUGGCAUUUACCUUGUUAGAUGUCUUUGCUAUAUAUCUAAUUAAAGGAUGGAUAUCAUUAAGCGUUUUAUUAGGUCCUACUGCUUUAGUAAGAUAACUUCUUACUUGUAAAUGAUUGUAAAACAGAGUUCUGAAGGUUGUAUUUUUUUUGAUAGAUUCUCAAAUAUAUCUAUCCCCUUAUCUGUGAACAUCUGAUGAUACCUGGUCAGUCUUUUUUCAGCCCAUAAUUUUAAAUGUAUCACCAAUCGUACUUGGCUUAAAGUCUCCGUCCAUUCCAAUUUCUCGCAGGUAGAUCAAGUCUGUUUGGAUGCUUUUUGUUUUGGUGAUCUUUGUCCAGACCUUUAUGUUAUUUAUACAGGUAUUUUUUGAUCUUCCUAGUGUGUGUUUGAUUGUCUUCCUAAAAAUAGUAGUACUUAUUGGUUUUGUCCAUCUGUCUCCAUUUAGUGGUUGAUGCUGGGUUCAUCCAUACAAUAAUUGAUUUUAGUUGGGCGGCCUAGUCCCGCUGCUUGUUUACGUUGUUUGAUUGUUUUACGUUUGACACUGGCUUUUCUUCCUCUCCAGAUGAAUUUACUCAGGCCUGUGUCCCACUGUUCAAAAAUUAUUUGGACUAAUAGUUAUUGGUCGAUUCUGGAACAGGAGUACAAAUCUUGGGAGAACAUUUCAUUUUAAUUGUUUCAAUUCUUCCUGUUAUUUUAUCUUUGUAGGCCCUGUUUAAGCUGGUUUUCCAGUGUUCCAAAGUUAUACUGAUGUAGUGUCAUCAGAUCUUGGGGGAUAGUAAUCCCUAAGUAUUUCAGUUUAUUUUGAUCCCAUUUAAGUUUAAACUUAGUUUUGAUGUCUUGGGAUAUUGGUUGACCUACCGUCAUUGUGUCUGAUUUCCCUGUAUUUAGUUUGUACCCAGAUACGACACUUUGUAUUUCAUCCAUAGUGGCGGGAACUGACUGGUAUGUUUGUUAAGUAGAGAAUCACAUCGUCUGCGUACAUUUUAUUUUAUUUUUUACUUCAGUUUAUUUUGUAAAUACUUUCUUAACACGUAUUUUUCUUAAAACUGCAUUGUUGGUUAAGGGCUUGUAAGUAAGCAUUUCACUGUAAGGUCUACACCUGUUGUAUUCGGCGCAUGUAAUAAAUACAAUUUGACUUGAUUUGCUAAGUUGUGUUCUUCCUGAUCGAUCUGUAGACCUUGUCGUUUCUGAUUGUUUGUUAUACACUGAGUGUACAAAACAUUAGGAACACCUUCCUAAUAUUGAGUUGCACCCCCUUUUGCCCUCAGAACAGCCUCAAUUCGUCGGGGCUCUAUAAGGUGUCAAAAGCGUUUCACAGGGAUGCUGGCCCAUGUUGACUCCAAUGCUUCCCACAGUUGUGUCAAGUUGGCUGGAUGUCCUUUGGGUGGUGGACCAUUCUUGAUACACAUGGAAACUGUUGAGCUUGAAAACCAAGCUGCGUUGCCGUUCUUGACACACUCAAACCGGUGCGCCUGGCACCUACUACCAUACCCCGUUCAAAGGCACUUAAAUAUUUUGGCUUGCCCAUUCACCCUCUGAAUGGCACACAUACACAAUCCAUGUCUCUAGGCUUAAAAAUCCUUCUUUAACCUGUGUCCUCCCCUUCAUCUACACUGAUUGAAGUGGAUUUAACAGGUGACAUCAAUAAGGGAUCAUAGCUUUCACCUGGAUUCACCUGGGCAGUCUAUGUCAUGGAAAGAGCAGAGUUCCUAAUGUUUUAUACACUCAGUGUAUUUUCGGCUAACGGUUCCAUACUAAAAAUGAAGAUUAAAGGCUUUAUUUUACUUUUGCUACGGUGUUCCCUACUGAACAGGACCCAGGUAUCCUGUUGUUGGUGAGUUUCUUGCCACUGACAGUAAACUGAUUUAUGUUAUGUGGCAUGAUGACAUAUAGGAUGUUCAGCUGGCGGAGGCUUGUUCAGAGAGGGACACGUGGAAGAGACAACAGGAGCAGAAGACAAAUGCGAGACUUCUACUUGAUGCACAGAUAGGACUACUGAAAGGGUAUGUCAUUUCACAUUUUGACCUCGACACAAAAAGUCUGGCAUAUUGUUAAUCUAGGUCUUUGAGGCAAUAAAUUGUGUUCUUUCAUUUUUAAGCUUUUCAGAUUUGUGGGCAAGUGGCAAUUGCUUAUUGAUGUUUCAUUACAGCCAAAUAGCAGACGUUACUGCAAAGCUACAGAAAGAGAGGGAGGAAUUCACUGCUGCAAAUGAGGUCUUACUGCUAAAAGUGGAAAAACUAAACGCUGAAAACGGAGACAUUGGCCUUGAGAACGCAACCCUAAAGGUAGGAAAAUUAAACAUCAAUAUAGACCUUUAAGUUGUGUGUGCACCAACCAAAAACUAUUGAUUUACCCUGUUUGACUAAAACUUUACCUUGAACCAUAGAGUAGCCACAAAUUAUCUAAACUACUACAUCUGUAAAUUGCUUAUAUAACAAACCUAGCUCUACUGCUUUUUAAUUUGUGUACCUUUUCUGUAUAUUCUAGCAUGUAUAAUUUAUUCCCACCUUAAUACAGGAUGAUAUGUUUAUAUACUCCCCUCCAUAUGUAUUUGGACAGUGAAGCUAACAUUUUACAUUUGGCUCUAUACUCCAGCAUUUAGGAUUUGAGAUCAAAUGUUUCAUAUGAGGCGACAGUACAGAAUCUCACCUUUUUAUUUGAGGGUUUUUUCAUAUAUGUUUUACCGUUUAGAAAUGAAAACACUUUAUAUAUCUAGUCCACCCAUUUGAAGAAGUCCUAAGUAUUUGGACAAAUUCAUAUAUAGUGUAUUAAAGUAGUAAAACGUUUAGUAUUUGGUCCCAUAUUCCUUGCACUCAAUGACUAUAUCAGGCUUGUGACUACAAACUUGUUGCAUGCAUUUGCGGUUUGGUUUUGGUUGUGUUUCGGAUUAUUUUUCCCUCAAUAGGAACUGAAUGGUGAAAGUAAGAAUAGAAGAUGUUUCUGAACACUUCUACAUUAAUGUGCAUGCUACUAUGAUCAUGGAUAAUCAUGAAUAAUGAGUAGUAAGGUGUACAGUGGUGCAAAUAUCAUACCCCCUGAAAAUGCUAACCUGCCCUGUUAUUGGUAAUGAUGAGAAGUUAACAUGUUUUAUUGUAGCCUUUGUAACCUUCUCACUCAUCAUUAUUCAUGAUUCAUUCAUGAUUUUUCUUAAUCAUGGCAUUAUCAGGAUUAAUUUACAUGUGUUCAGAAACAUCUUAUCUACUCACUUAGAAAGAAAAUGACUCAUCAUUCAGCUCCUAUUGGGCAAAACAUGAUCUAAAGCACAACGACAACAGAGUCACAAGCUUGAUAUAGUCAUUGUGUGGUAGGAAUAUCGGACCAAAUACUAAACUUCUGACCACUUUAAUACACAAAAGGGAAUUUGUCCAAAUACUUAUGACUUCUUCAAAUGGGGGGACUAGAUACAUAAAGUGCUUCCAUUUCUAAGCAGUAAAACAGAUAUGUAUGAAAAUACCCACAAAUAAAAGGUGAGAUUCUCUACUGUCGCCUGAUCUCAAAUCUAAAAUGCUGGAGCCCAGAGCCACAUUAAAAAUGUUAGCUUCACUGUCCAAAUACACAUGGAGGGGAGUGUAUGUAUGAUUAUUAGUAUGUGGCUUGUUCCCACCAUGUUCAGGAUCACAUUUGUGUAUUUAUCUCUGGUUCCAGGCGUCUAUCGUUGAGCUGGAGCUGCAGCUAGUCCAUUCUGAAGCAGCGCUAAAAGAGGAGAGCACCGUCUCGCAGGAGAGGAAAGACCAAUCAGAACAGUAUCAGAGUCAGGUAGGGAUCCCACACCCCACCACAUAUCCAAGUUCCCGUACUCACUAAUCCUAUACAAAUGUAUUGCGAGACUAAAAGGUAAGGCAGCAGCUGUCUGUUUUAUUAACCUCUUAUCGCACAUCUCUCAGGCGGCAGAGCUUCAAAUGGAGGUGGAUGAUCUGAAAAUAAAGUUGGAGAGUUUUCUGAGGGAAGCAGAGCACAUCAGAGAAGGAAGAGAUGCAGAAGUAGAGAAGGUAAAGUCUUCUGUUGGCUACAUUCAGUGUAAAGAGCUUUGUCUUAAAGGGAUAAUUCUGGAUUUUGGCGAUGAGCUAGCAUGCUAGUAGAUACCCAUAGACUUCCAGUCAUUGCGCUAAUGCUAGUUAGCAUUGGCUCUCAAAACUACCUCUAACUUCUUUCAUACUGUACACAGAGACAUAAAAAUGGUAUCUACAAGUUCAUCUGACUCUAGGGAAGUAGCUAAGGGGCCUCAUUGCCAAAAUCCCGAAGUAUCUCUUUAAAUUGGUUUUGCGUCCUUCAAAAUUGAAGCAAGAGAGAGCCCACUCAACAUGUGUAAGAAUAUCAAAUUCUUGAAAUAGUUUGAGACACAAACACUACUUGGUUUAGUGAAAUUUAAAUGAAUGUGAUAUCCUGUGUGUUUGAUAUUUGUUUACUAACAUUUGUAUUUGUCUCUUUCUGGUACCCACUGUAUUGGUUCUUAAAGGCUUUGCCUGUGCUGUUAAUCAUUUCAAAGUGCACUGUUUACAGCUUCACAUUUAUCCUCGGUGUGAAAACCAACGUAUGCUGUCAUUUAGAAUUCAGUGAUCACUAAGGUUCCCAAGUCUGCAUCCUAACUAUGGUACACCUAUCGACACGUCAGUUUAACAGGACUGGAACUUAACUGCUGCUUCUGAUUUAACCUCAUUUUGCUGAAAGCCUUCCAAAGAUUCUCUCUGAGAAAAAAUGGUGAAUGGCCAUGCCCUGCUUCCGCAUGCUUUACCUAUGCUUCAGUUACCAGUCAAGGUCCAGUCGGUGAAAGCUACUCAGAGAGGUGCAGCCAAUCAGUCAUUAACAUUUCUCUGACCCCCCUGCCUUGCCGGCCUGCACGCCCCUCCCCCGGACCCCAGGUGAGGCUGGAGCUGGAGGGGCGCGUGAAGGAACUGGAAGAGUACCCCGAGUUACUGAGCACCACGGAGCAGAGUCUGGCGGAGUGCCAGGACAACCUGAAGCGCUCCGAGAAGAGAUGUGCAGACAAGGCAGAGGCCAUUAGACAACUGCAGGUUAAGGUGUGCAUCUAGCAGUAAGACAAUAUGUAAUCUGUAGAUGGGCAAGUAAGGUUUGUGAUUGGAUGUACUUGGAGUGCAGUAAAAUAAAGUUAGGUCGCAACCCUAUGUGCCCCUUUUGUAGUUUCUGUGUUUGUAAAGCCUUGAUGACCACCUUAAACUGUUUAAACUGUGUUUCUGUUUAAUGUUUCAGCCCUGUUCAAUCAAUGCUUGCCUUUGAAUGUUGCUCAUAUCAUCAUUGUACAGUGUUGUGUGCUGUGUUGAUAACUUGAUAAGCCAAUGUAAUUCCAGUAAUUCCAUGGUAGAACUCUUUGUGGUAUUGUACUCUAUGUGCUUAAACCCUCAUUCAUGUCCCCAUAGUCAAUACUAUUAAACUGAACAUACGUUCAGCAUCUAUGAUAUCAUUCAGUCACAGUCCAACUACAUUUUUUCCCAACCACAAUUCUGAAUGUAUGAUUAUUGUGCAUCCAGGUGGAGAGACAAGGGGAGAAGAUGAGAUCAUCGGUGGACAUGAAAGAGUCUAUCCACGAGGCCAACUCACAGCUACAGCAGAAAAUGGAUGCUCUUCAAAAGUAAGAUUAUUACUUUCUCUUCUUUGAAAGAAUUAAUACAUUCUUCCAUUUGCUUUUUGGUUUUCAAUUAGUGACAUUGAAGACAUAUUGUAUUGUUUUUAAUAUGUUUUUAAGCCUGACCUGGGUGAAUUCUGAAAUGUUCUGAAAUGUUAAUGUACUGCUUAUGACUUAUAUGUAUGGGUUACGAAUGUGUUAUGAAUGUGUUCCUUAUGUAUUGCUAAUGAUGUAUUCCAGGCAGAUGGAGGAGCUUCAUGGGGAGAACCAGGAGCUGGUCCGUAGGCUGGCAGGGCAGGAGGAGGCACUACACUAUAGCAGCAGGCAGCUAGAACAGCGCUCAGCAGACUGCCAGGCUCUCAACAGACAACUGGAGGCAGCAGUGGCCGAUGUCAGGCAACAGGUACUCGGGUUAAAGUUCUCCAUCACUGCGACGGAUUUUCGUCAUAUAAGGACUGGAAUUGGUCAAACUUGCAGUUUAAAACAUGUCAAAAAUGAUCCUCUUUCCUUAAAAGCAUGAUGGUCAUUACUUUUAUUUAGUUUUACAUGAAAGGGGAGGUUAACCUGGCCCCAGACAAUGGAUCUGAGAUUAACCUGUUUCAGUCAUGUGAUUAAUUUUUUGCUUUAACCCCUGGGUACUGUAUGAUGGCUCCUGGAUAGGAUAUAAUGUGUGGAUGUGGACAGUAUUUAAUGCUCAUACACUCAGCAUAUGUUUUUAUUCAAAUCUGUUGUAUGUAUAUAGAAGCAAAUUCAAAUGCUCAGAAUAAAGGUAUAUAUUAAGUGGAACCAAUGUUCCCAGAAGGGAAUGGAAAGGCACAGAAGCGAAUUGAAGAUGGUGUUUUUUAGGAGAUUAGUUGCUGUCGAGGGUGUGGUUUCAUCUUUAUUCAUCUUUAUAUUUCUUUCAUGCCAAGGUUUCCAAAGUAAAAGACAAAGCCAUCUCCAGAGAAAGUUCCCUUCAGACCAAAAUCCUGGAGCUGGAAGCUGAGAAGAGCAGGAGAGAGAAUGAGCUGAAACAGAUGAAACAAAGCAAGCAGUCAGUAAGUACCAGACACAAUCACAUAGUGCCUUCAGAAAGUAUUCACACCCCUUGACUUUUUCAACAUUUUGUUGUGUUACAGCCUGAAUUUAAUAUUGAAUUAAUUAAUUGUUGUGACUGGCCUACACACAAUACCCCAUAAUGUCAAUGGAAUUAUAUUUUUAGAAAUGUGUACUAAUUAAUAAAAGAUGAAAAGCUGAAAUGUCUUGAGUCUAAGUAUUGAACAGCUUUUUUAUGACAGGAGUAGAAAUGUGCUUAACAAGUCACAUAAUAAGUUGCAUGGACUCACUCUGUGUGUAAUAAUGGUGUUUAACAUUAUUUUGGAAUGACUACAUCAUCUCUGUACCCCACACAUACAAUUUAUCUGUAAGGUCCCUCAGUUGAGCAGUGAAUUUCAAACACAGAUUCAACCACAAAGACCAGGGAGGCUUUCCAAUGCCUCGCAAAGAAGGGCACCUAUUGGUAGAUUGGUCAAAAUAAAAUAAAAACAGACAUUGAAUAUCCCUUUGAGCAUGGUGAAGUUAUUAAUUACACUUUGGAUGGUGUAUCAAUACACCCAGUCACUACAAAGAUGCAGGCUUCCAUCCUAACUCAGUUGCCAGAGAGAAAGGAAAUCGCUCAGGAAUUUCACCAUGAGGCGACUUUAAAACAGUUGGAGUUUAAUGGCUGUGAUAGGAGAAACCUGAGGAUGGAUCAACAACAUUGUAGUUACUCCACAAUACUAACCUAAUUGACAGAGUGAAAAGAAGGAAGCCUGUACAGAAUAAAAAUAUUCCAAAACAUGCAUCCUGUUUGCAACAAGGCACUAAAGUAAUACUGCAAAAAAUGGUGGCAAAGCUAUACACUUUUUGUCUUGAACACAAAGUGUCAUGUUAGUGGCAAAUCCAAUACAACACAUUACUGAAUACCACUCUCCAUAUUUUCAAGCAUAGUGGUGGCUGCAUCAUGUUAUGGGUAUUGCAAGCAUUAAGGACUGGGGAGUUUUUCAGGAUAAAAAUAAAUGUAAUGGAGCUAAGCACAGGCAAAUCCUGGAGGAAAACCUGGUUCAGUCUGCUUUCCACCAGACACUGGGAGGUGAAUUCACCUUCCAGCAAAGCCAAAUCUACACUGGAGUUGCUUACCAAGAAGACAGUGAAUGUUCCUGAGUGGCCGAGUUGCAGUUUUGACUUAAAUCUACUUGAAAAUCUAUGGCAAGACCUGAAAAUGGUUCUCUAGCAAUGAUCAACAACCAAUUUGACAGAGCUUGAAGAAUAACAAAGUAUUGACUCGGGUGUGAAUACUUAUGUAAAUGUGAUAUUUCUGUAUUUCAUUUUGAAUACAUUUGCUAACAUUUCUAAAAAUGUUUUCACUUUGUCAUUAUAGGGUAUUGUGUGUAUAUUGGUGAGUUUUUAAUUUAUUUAAUCCAUUUUGAAUUCAGGCUGUAAGACAACAAAAUGUGGACUAAAUCAAGGGGUAUGAAUACUUUCUGAAGGCACUGUAGCUACGAUUGCCUACUGCAAACCAUGUGACAUUUUCCCCCAUAUCCCUCAAAGCUAAUGAGAACACAGUACAGUACUUUUUGAUGCCAUACAAUACCCAAUGAGUCAGACCAUUUUUUAUUUUAAAGCAUAGUAGUACAUACAGUGCAUUCGGAAAGUAUUCAGCUAAACAGGUGGGGCUCAGCCCUACUUGCCUUGAAUGACGGGUCGCCACUGGCACUGUAAAACAGUGCAUUUGGAACGUUUUCAGACCCCUUGACUUUUUCCACAUUUUAUUGCGGUACAGCCUUAUUCUAAAAUGGAUUGAAUAAAAAAAUAUCCUUAUCAAUCUACACACAAUACCCCAUAAUGACAAAGCGAAAACUGUUUUUUUUGCUAAUUUAUUUUAAAUUAAAAACAUCAAUACCAUAUUUACAUAAGUAUUUAGACCCUUCGCUAUGAGACUCGAAAUUGAGCUCAGGUUCAAACUGUUUCCGUUGAUCAUCCUUGAGAUGUUUCUACAACUUGAUUGGAGUCAACCUGUGGUAAAUUCAAUUGAUUGGACAUGAUUUGGAAAGGCACACACCUGUCUAUAUAAGGUCCCACAGUUGACAGUGCAUGUCAGAGCAAAAACCAAGCCAUGAGGUCAAACGAAUUGUCUGUAGAGCUCCGGGACAGGGUUGUGUCGAGGCACAGAUCUGGGGAAGCAUUGAAGGUCCCCUACAACACAGUAGCCUCCAUCAUUCUUAAAAGGAAGAAGUUUGGAACCACCAAGACCACCAAGAAGCUGUCCACCCGGCCAAAAUGAGCAAUCGGGGGAGAAGGGCCUUGGUCAGGGAGGUGACCAAGAACCUGAUGGUCACUCUGACAGAGCUCCAGAGUUCCUCUGUGGAGAUGGGAGAACCUUCCAGAAGGACCACCAUCUCUGCAGAACUCCACCAAUGAGGCCUUUAUGGUAGAGUGGCCAGACGGAAGCCACUCCUCAGUAAAAGGCACAUGACAGCCCGCUUGGAGUUUGCCAAAAGGCACCUAAAGGACUCUCAGACCAUGAGAAACAAGAUUCUCUGGUCUGAUGAAACCAAGAUUGAACUCUUUGGCCUGAAUGCCAAGUGUCACAUCUGGAGGAAACCUGGCACCAUCCCUACGGUGAAGCAUGGUGGUGGCAGCAUCAUGCUGUGGGGAUGUUUUUCAGCGGCAGGGACUGGGAGACUAGUCAAGAUCGAGGGAAAGAUUAACAGAGCAAAGUACAGAGAGAUCCUUGAUGAAAACCUGCUCCAGAUCGCUUCAGAGCGGGUGAUUUAAUCAAUUUUAGAAUAAGGCUAUAAUGUAACAAAGUGGAAAAAUAUCAAGGGGUGUAAAUACUUUCUGAAUGCACUGUACAUUUGUCAGGUCAAUGGAUUGAAUUCCUUGGUGAAUUAAAUAAUGUUGAAAGUGUUUAGAGUAAUAACUGUUGUUUUGAGUUUGAGCGUGAAGCCUUAUUGUCCUAUGUGAAUGAGCAUAUUUUAUCCGAUUUUUGUUUUACCCUAACUGCACUACAAAUGUCAAUAAAGAGAUUGAUUGGUUGUGUUGCUCUGCAGGCUGAGAAGCAGUUUGAGGUGCGUCUAAAGGACCUGCAGCUCAGCCUGGACCAGUCAGAAAGCCACAAACAGAGCAUUCAGAACUACGUAGACUUCCUCAAAAACUCUUACGCCACCAUGUUUGAUGAGGGACUACCACAGGCACCGUCUAGUUUUGGAUCGUCCUACUUUUUAAAAUGAUGAUUAUUUAUUUAUUUUUAUUCAUUUAGCAGACGCUC
Coregonus sp. 'balchen' is the source of this 17033-nucleotide messenger RNA. NCBI's taxonomy places the organism in Eukaryota, Metazoa, Chordata, Actinopteri, Salmoniformes, Salmonidae. The record is from the annotation of a GenBank genome assembly.